CUCAGUUUCUCAUUGACUCUCACUUUAAUCUCAGUAAUAGUAACUCCCGCUCUCUCUCACUCUCGCAAUUAACUUUCUCUCUCUCUCUGAUUAACCUUUUUUUUUAAUUGUUUCUUCUCAACUUUGACACUGGUUAAUGUCGAUUAAAUCAAAUUUAAUUCGAAAUUAACCAGAGUCCAGUGUUGGUCAUCGAAUAGAAUUUAAAUUUUUUCUUUUUCUCAACAAUUCACCUCAUGAGUUUUUCUCUUUUGUUUACAUUUUGUUUUCUUUUUGAGUUGCACGUUUUUCUUUACUCUUUUGUCUCUAAAUCAUUUUCUCUGUGAUUUUCUCUUCUUUGUUUACUUGUUCCUCUCUUGUAAAUUGUGUUCCAUUCCAAACUAUUCCAAAUUCUGAAUGCCUGAAUUAACAAGGAAUCAACAAUUCUUUCUCCUUCAACCACCACCACACCACCCACACCACCACCACCACCAACAACAACAAUUCCAAUCACAAUUGAAAAGCAAUUCUAAUCACCAAAAUCUUAACUAUUUUCUUCCCUUUCAAUUAAAUUCUUCCACUUGUUUAGCUAAUCAACAACAAGGAAAGCAACAAUAUUGGUCCCACCAGUGGAAUAAUACUAAUCCCUCCAUCGAUUGCUCUUCCUUCACCACAACCACAACCACCUCUUCUACAUCAUCAUCAUCAUCAACACCAACAACAACAACAACAACAAAACCACUAACCAAUUAUUCAACCCUUGAAAACUAUUCAUCAUCUUCCUCAUCUUCUUCUUCCUCCUCUUCCUCCUGUUGUUCCUCCUGUUGUCCAUCACCCAAACCACCAUCAACAAUGAACAUCUAUCCAGUUAUGAGUAAUUUCAAUUACUUUAACUUUGAUUACCAAACCGAUUGUGAUCUAAUUUGUGUCAUAGAUUUUGAGGCAACGUGUGAUAAUUAUGGUGGACGUCGUCCACCUAAUGAUGCAAUCAUGGAGAUUAUUGAGUUUCCAGCAUUCAUAGUUGAUACAAGAACGAGAUCAGUGAUUACUACAUUCCAUGAGUAUGUACGUCCAGUAAUUAAUCCAAAAUUAACCUACUUUUGCACCCAAUUAACUGGUAUCACCCAACACAUGGUUGAUCAGGCUGAUAUAUUUCCAAGAGUAUUGGAAAGAUUUGAGAAAUUAGUUGCCAAUUUAAUGAGAGAAAGAUGUUACAGUUCAUUUGCCAUUGCCACCGAUGGCCCAUGGGAUAUUGCUCACUUUUUUGCUCGUCAAUGUCAAAUUCAUGGACUUGAGUUUCCUGGUUAUGCUAAACGUUGGAUUAACCUUAAACGCGUCUAUGCUGAUUGUUAUCAAGUUAAUCCGAUAUGCCUUGAUAAUAUGCUCAAUUCUCUUGGAAUCCGUUUUGAUGGUCGACGUCAUUCUGGUUAUUAUGAUGCUCUUCAUAUAACAAAAUUAUUAUUGAAAUUAUUUCAUGAUGGUGCGAUUCUCACUCGAAAUGAAAUGCUCUCAUGGGAUACGGUGGGCCGUAAAUGCUGGGGAAAUUUGGACUGUGGUUACAUUCCCAAUGAACCAAUGUACGCAAUCCGAUAUAUAUGAUUUUGGAACUAAAUCGUUAAUCAAUAGUAACAACUAAUAACAAGUGUGUGGAUAAAGCUGCUAAUCCAUUUUGGAUUAAUGUUUUUUUUUCUUCCUUUUUUUAAAUUUUUCCAACAAUAAGUCAUGUUUUUUUUGUCACCAUAUACAAAUCUCUCCCAAAACUCUCUCUCUCUCUCUCUCUCUCUCUCUCUGCCUCUCUGUUUCUCUGUCUCUCUAUUAAUCCCUCAAAGUUAAUGUGUGAAAAUCAAUCAACUCUUAAUUACUAUCCCAAGAGUAAAUUUUGAUUGAUUAAUCCCUAUGAUCUUGCUCCUUAUAUAUUUACAAAUUGUAUCCCAUAUUUAUAUACAUAAUUCAUAUACCAAAAGAAACUCAGUUAUAUAUA
Molecule: messenger RNA, 1957 nt
Organism: Panonychus citri (citrus red mite)
Lineage: Eukaryota; Metazoa; Arthropoda; Arachnida; Trombidiformes; Tetranychidae
Gene: Snp
Product: 3'-5' exoribonuclease 1-like
Exons: 4
Coding region: 394-1575 (393 amino acids)
Biological process (GO): exonucleolytic trimming to generate mature 3'-end of 5.8S rRNA from tricistronic rRNA transcript (SSU-rRNA, 5.8S rRNA, LSU-rRNA)
Molecular function (GO): 3'-5'-RNA exonuclease activity; nucleic acid binding
Source: RefSeq, a predicted model, not a curated record